AAAAAUAAUAAUAAUAAAAUAGUUGUGCACCAUAGCUACAUUUCCGAGCAACCGGAAAAACGAUAAAACAGAAUAUAAUAUCAAUAAAAUAAUAUUAUAUUAUAGUGGAUAAUUAAAAUCGAAAAAAUAUUGUGAUUUCACAUAUACAAAAGUUCCAGUACAUGACCGGCUAGACUUUCGACAAACUAUCAUAGCACUGUCGGAGAGAAGUUUCGUGUCUUUGAUGCUGAAGAGUGAAGACACAAUUGUCGCGCCACCCGCUUUGAGUAAACCUCCAUCAUCUUUGGGCCAAAUUUCCAAGGACCCCCUGGAGUUUGCUAAAAUGAGAUCAGGUCCACGCACUGAUACAAGUUAUCAGCUAUCCUCGAGGAUUGAGAGCCUUGCUAAGCCGUUGGCUCGGUUGGCCAAACCGUUGAAUCGGCUGAGUGAAGUUGUCCGGGAAACUGACCAUCGGAUUCCGUGGUCCAGAAAUCACCCUAACGUAGCCACUGGAAAAAAUCAAGUAGUAAACCCGCCGCCGCCACCACCACGAACAAAAACUUCAACAGGUGUGGCAUGUGGUUCUUUGAAGUACAAGGCGUCGGACCACAUAAAAAAAUUGGCCAAGCACCGCCCAAUGCCGAAAGUUGUCGAAGAAAAGAAUUGCUUUUCGGUGAAGCCAUUGUCGCUUGUUUACAAGCCGUCGCUCCGUAUCCUAGAACUCUCCAAGCCCCGGAUCCGCGAUAAAAAGACGUGAUCGUCGCUUAUUACAAAUAAUUAAAAUGUAUACCUUGACAAAAUCUAAAUCAAAUUAUACCUAAAAAAUG
Molecule: messenger RNA, 806 nt
Organism: Acyrthosiphon pisum (pea aphid)
Lineage: Eukaryota; Metazoa; Arthropoda; Insecta; Hemiptera; Aphididae
Exons: 3
Coding region: 224-736 (170 amino acids)
Source: RefSeq, a predicted model, not a curated record